Pocillopora meandrina is the source of this 2771-nucleotide messenger RNA. The record is from the annotation of a GenBank genome assembly. NCBI's taxonomy places the organism in Eukaryota, Metazoa, Cnidaria, Anthozoa, Scleractinia, Pocilloporidae.
GGACUGGUGAACUUAGUGAGGAAAUGAAGGCUACUAAAGAAGUACAAAAGAUUGUCGACGAGGUUUGUUUAGAACUCGUAACUAUGAGCAAGCGCGGGACAUAGACCACAGGAGGCCCAAGAGUAAUGUGCGUGAUUUUGGGUUCUACAGGUUAUUAACGGAAAUACCUAACAAAUUAAGAUCGAAUUUUGAGCGUAAGGCCAAGCUCAGCCAGGAUUUCAGAGUUUAUCCAGUUGAAUAGUAGCACAAUACGCGUUCCAAAGAAAGUCGCUAAAACAGCGUUAAAAGGACUGUAAGCGACAGAACACCUACGAAAAAAAGGUAGGGAGACUUGACACGUUAUAUUCCUCGCUUUUAUUAUCCUUUCGAAUUUUUUUGGGAUUUUUCCUUUUUUUUGAACGGCUCACGCUUACGCUUAAAAUUAGAUCUUAAUAUGUUAGGUAUUCCCGUCAAUGACCUUUAGACCCCAAAAUCGCACACAGUACGCUUGGGCCGCCUGUGCAUAGGAGUAUAGUAGGAAGUUUGUAGCUAUGUUUAAUCACACAUUUCUCGUUUCCUCUCGCCAUUAGUAAUGACGGGUCCAGACCUUGAGCUAGGGGGGUGGGGGGGGGGGGAAGGGGGCAGUUUUUUGUGGGUAUUUACACCUGCAGGCUUUUCUUGCCUCUGUUUUUAUAUUUUAGCCAAAAUAAGAGGGGGAGGCAGGCCCCCUGGACCCCUCCCCUAGAUCUGCCACUGACUGGUAAUUGGCUUGACUGUGUCUCGCCAAAAUACAAAACAUGGCUCAACAUUAUUCGCUUCAUAUACAAAUGUGCCACUGAAGCAUGCCCAAAAGUUAGGAUUUGGAAAAAUUAUAGAAGUGUAGCAGAAAUCUCUAUAAAAGAAGUUUAAUAAAAUUAUAUGCAACAGUUGAAAAUUAAUCUUAACUCUAGAUUUGAUAGGUCUGUCAACUUUUCCAUCACAGCAUCCUAACUUGUUCUUCCUUCUAAAAUUCUCUGCCCCCUUCCCCUCUUCAUUAAAAAGAAAAAGAAAAAAAUUCGGACUAAAAUUUCCUGUGGACCCUCUUCUAUGACAAGUACGUUGAGACUUACUUGAAGUCUGACCUUGGUACUGCACAGUAGAUGGUCAAAGUCCCUGGCUUUAUCAAAACCAAGUAACACGCUAUGCAGAAAAUUAUCUGGUUUGUCUCAGAAUUUAUAUGUUAAGAGAUUAUUUGAGAAGUCCUUCGCUGCAGAUCACAUGAACACAGUUAAGGAGCAUACUCUGGGAACUUAAACCAGAAACCAUAUAGGAAAAAUCUUAACCCAGUUUGUGCACACCAAUCUAAAAACAAUGUAUUUAUUUUUUGCUUUAAAGGAGGAAAAAUUGCAGCCAACCAAUGAUUUCCCUUGCAAAAACCAAAAAGAAAUCAAACAAAUGCCCGGCUGCACAACCAAAAUCUGAACCCCCAUCAGGUUUUUCCUUAGAGGCAAUGCGGUCAGAGUUAUUUUAGGUCUGAAUUUUAAUUAAAAAUGGUCAAAUUUUGUGCCAUUAUGUCCUUACCAACCUUAAUACACAAACUAUGCACUUUGCUAUACAUGUGCUGGUAUGGAGAAACAUAAAUUUGUUUAAAAAUUAAUGAAUAUAUUUUAAAAAUCUCUGGUAUCUAUUUUGUUUAGGUUAAGAGCCAGGCUGAGGCAAUGGCUGGUACAAAAUUCAAGGAAUUUAAAGCCAUUUCUUAUAGAACUCAACUUGUAGCUGGCACAAAUUACUUUGUGAAGGUUUGUAUUUGGUAUUUGUAGAGGUCUCAUGCGGUAAAUACUGUUACAGAACAGCUUUGAAUGGUCAAGAUAACAGUCUCCCCUCCUCUUGAGAUUGUAGUUCGUCACUAAAUGUCAUAGAGAUGGCCAAGCGAUAUAAGUCUCUUCAAGGCUGUAGAACAUCUACUUAUAUAUCUCUCAAUAAAAAUGGAAUCCAGUUAAUUUCAUUAAACAUAGUUAGUGUGCGCGUUGUUCUUUCAGCGUCCAAUAUGAUGCGUGCAACUCUCUUCUGCAUCUGUAAGACUCUUUCUAGCAAUUUCUUACUGCAAGAUGACCAAAUUGGACUGAGGUACAACAUGACUGGCUCUAUAACAGCCAGACAAAAAAUUAAUCUGUGCCUUUGCUUGAGAUAAGGACUAAUAUGCCUCAAAAUUCCAAGUCGUUUUGACAGUUUCUUCCAUAAAUCAACCAUGUAUGCUUCAAAGCUAAGAUCUUUAUUAAUGAUUAAACCAGAGACAACUGCUGACAUGCAGGCUAAGCUCAGCCAGGAUUUGAAACUUUACUACCUUAUUGAUAAUUUAAAUUAAUCAAUAAUAAUUAAUAUUAAUAUUAAUUAAUUAAUUAUUAUUACAUUUAAUAUAAUCAAUAAUAACCUUGUAUCAUCUCCUUGUGAGGAUAACCUCUGUUUUAUUUCUCAGGUGCAUGUGGGUGACUCUUCCUAUGUUCAUUUGCGCAUAGAGCAAAGUUUACCACAGUAUGGAUCAAAAGUUGAGUUAAUAGCCAUCAGGACUGGAAUGUCGGAUGAUGACAGCUUGGAUUAUUUUGUAGCUGAUGGGAAAAAAUAGUUUUUUUGACCAAUGAAAAUAAUGGUAGUUUGUUUAGAUAACGAUUCAAUUUAAAAUGUCUUUUUACAGCUUAAGAGGUAAAAAAAAUUCAUAACUGUUUGCACAAAUUUGAAAAAAAAAAAAAAGAAUAUUAAGUUUUGUAACUUUUUUUCGUUUAAGUUAACUUUUUGUAAGUGAAGCACUACCCAAC